Molecule: messenger RNA, 1299 nt
Organism: Rhopilema esculentum
Lineage: Eukaryota; Metazoa; Cnidaria; Scyphozoa; Rhizostomeae; Rhizostomatidae
Source: RefSeq, a predicted model, not a curated record
AUGCCACAGGGUGAUGCUGCAACUAUAUCAUCCAAUGUGCUAAGUUGCUUGGAUAACAUUCUACCUGGGACUCAUGAAAAACAGAAGCUUGUUGCACAAUGCUAUGAUGGUGCAUCAGUAAUGAGUGGCCAACAUAGAGGUGUUCAGAGCAUAGUAAAGGAUGCAUAUCCCAAUGCUCACUAUGUUCAUUGCUAUGCCCACCAACUCAACCUGGUACUACAACAGGCUGUUUCACAUAUCACUGGUGUAAGAGUAUUCUUUGCAAAUUUAAAUGCAUUUUCAGUUUUUUUCUCUCGCUCUCCAAAGAGAGUAUCAUGCCUGGAUGAAUGUGUGGCCAGAAGAAUUCCUCGCUCUGUGCAAACCAGAUGGAAUUUUCAAAGUAGAAUUGUCUCAACUGUGUUUGAGCACAAGGAUGAUCUGAUAAAGUGCUUUGAGAUGAUAAUAGACACAUGGAAAAGAGACCAAGUAAGUGUUCGUGAGGCAAGUGGCCUUCUUCAUUGGCUUCAGGACAGAAACUUUUUAAUUUAUCUGGAGUUCUUCCAGCAGUUGAUGCCACAUGUAGAUAUUCUCUAUGCUCAAUUGCAAAAACGCCAGAUCUCUGCAACAUUCAUUCAGACAUGCAUCCAGAAUUUUGUCAAAGCUAUCAACAAUGUGAGAGAUAAAGUUCCAGAUAUCUGUUCAAUGACCUCAUCUGCUGAGAGUGUGGAUCCUCUUCCAAAAAGGCCCAGAUUCCCCUACUCUGAUGAAGAAUUAUCUGUGACACUGAUAGAAGUCUCUGAUGUUAUAAUAUCACAUUGCUGCUCAAGAUUCAAAUUCACUGAACAUCUUACUGCUGCCACACUUUUCGAAAGUGGUUCAUUUUCUUAUUUUGAGCAAUCCUUCCCAACCAAGGUCGUUGAAAAUGCAGUGAAAUCCUUUCCUUUCUUUGAUGGAACCAAGCUACAAUCAGAACUUUCUGUCAUCUAUAGCAGACCAGAAUUUAGACAAUGCUGUGGGGCUGUUCCAUUGCUCCAUCAUCUCAUGGAAAGCAACCUUGCAGACACAUUUUCAGAAACUGUGCAACUGCUUAAAAUCAUAAUGACAAUUCCAAUGUCAUCCUGUGAAGCAGAGAGAUGUUUCUCAACACUUAAGAGAAUAAAGAAUUUCCUGAGAAACACAAUGUCUGAAGAAAGGUUGAAUGCUUUGGCCAUGCUCUCCAUGGAAAAGAGCCUUAUCCGAGAUUCAACAGACUUUAACAAAAAUGUAAUUGAGAUGUUUGCCCAGCUGAAUAAUAGAAGAGCCAAGUUCCUUUUUAAAUAA